AGGAAUGCGACAACAAACCAGAAGAAGAGGCGGCAGCCGCAGGAGCAGGCUUGUGUACAGUCAGGGUAGCUUGUCCAAGCGUGGCAGCAGACGGCCAACACAGAAAGUCACAAACAAAUAAACAAAUAAACUGCUCUUACCGUCACAAUGCUCCCUCUGUCCUUGCUGAAGACUGCCCAGAACCAUCCCAUGCUGGUGGAGCUGAAGAACGGAGAGACUUACAACGGUCACCUGGUCAGCUGUGACAACUGGAUGAAUAUCAAUCUGAGAGAAGUCAUCUGCACCUCCAGGGAUGGAGACAAGUUCUGGAGGAUGCCUGAGUGCUACAUCCGGGGAAGCACCAUCAAGUACCUGCGAAUCCCCGACGAGAUCAUCGACAUGGUGAAGGAGGAGGUGGUGUCCAAGGGCCGCGGCCGGGGCGGCCUGCAGCAGAACAAGCAGCAGGGCAAAGGAAGAGGAGGGGGAGCCGGCAGAGGAGUGUUUGGCGGUCGGGGCAGAGGAAUGCCCGGCGCCGGACGAGGGCAGCAGCAGCAGGACAAAAAGCCAGGCAAGCCUCAGGGGAUGAAGAACCAGCACUAACAGGCAGGAGGAGAGAGCUCCUGCUUUAGAAGAACACAUCCCAUUUUUUUUUUUUUUUUUUAGUUUUGUUUUUUUUCCAGAGCAAUGACGCCUUCAUUAAACGGAGGUCAAAUUAACUCAGUAAUAUUGCCAUCGUCCUGCAGUUUUGUUGAGUCUGACCUCCUGUUGCAGAAUCACACUGGCAGAAUAGAAUUCAGUUUGUGCGUUUGCACUGGAUAUUUUCUCUUUAAGCAAUUACUGUCUAAGAGUAUUUGGUAACUGUUUUCACAGCGGCUUUAUACCAGUGUACCACAGUUGUAAUCGGUAACACUUUUUAUUUUAUUGUGUUUUUAUUUUAUUUUAUUGCUCCCACACUGCACGUCAGACAUCACCUGUCAGUCAAAGAGUGUGGGCGGGACUGCACCGUCUUUCUGUUGAGGAAGUUUGAGUCUCUGUAGGUGGCGCUCUUUUCUUUUUCAUUUGGAAUAGACAGACAAAGCAACAUAAAACGCAUCACUUCCUGUACAGCAGGAAAGAGCUGAGUGUUUGCAACAGCAAAUGAAAAAGCUUUCUGUAACUGGAUGGAUCAUGGCAGUCAAGAAUAGAGAGAAGCCAAACAGACAUUUAUGUGAAAAAAGUUGCCGAUUAUUUCUUUGACCUAUGGAACCGGAUUGUUUAUUACACAGUAAUAUUGCACAAAUACUUAAAAUCAAAUCUCCCUGAUUUGUAAUGCCAUCACGAGGUGUACCAGUACCAUGUAAGUUUAAAGUGAACUCAUGUAGUUUUUUGUAUUUACGCUAUUGUUACACCCUUGCUGCAACAUUGUGUAUUAGGAGGAUUUUUAUUCAGCAUUUACACAGCAUAAGAACGCACUGCAAACACUCUUCCGUAGGCUGGUACACUGGACUAAGGCCGUUUUUGUCUUUGCUCCUCAUCCUGAAUCCUCCGUGUUUCAUUUUCCUCAAAUGAAACUCUGCCCAGCCCCAACUUAAGAUGUGUGUACUUUAUUAUUUUUUCAAGCUUUGUCUAUUCCUGUGUUUAGUUUUAUGGCGUGCUCGUCGUUUGAGUCGGACGACGGCUGGCGGAACAGGCGGCCGUCAACUUUGGGGACGCGUUUUUAAGUCCCUUUACAUUUGAAUACUUUUUGUUAACGGGUUUGUAUGAUGACACAUAAGGAUUAGCAGGGCAGUUUCUCAUAUUCUUAAGUCUGAAACAGAUGUGGCCAACAUGUUUCAUGUUGGUUGGGUUUCAUUUUAUUUUUGUAAACAAAAGACAAUGUUGUAAUUUAUUUACAAGAGAACAUGAGAAUAAAUCAACUUUUGUUAAA
Molecule: messenger RNA, 1885 nt
Organism: Myripristis murdjan (pinecone soldierfish)
Lineage: Eukaryota; Metazoa; Chordata; Actinopteri; Holocentriformes; Holocentridae
Gene: lsm4
Product: LSM4 homolog, U6 small nuclear RNA and mRNA degradation associated
Exons: 5
Coding region: 148-579 (143 amino acids)
Biological process (GO): nuclear-transcribed mRNA catabolic process; mRNA splicing, via spliceosome
Molecular function (GO): RNA binding
Source: RefSeq, a predicted model, not a curated record